CCUUUUUCAGUCUUCCCGGAAGCAAGGGCCCGUGCCUUCUGCGUUCCGCUAUCCUCUCUCCUCUAGCUCCUUGGCCUGGAGUCUCAGAGUGGCGGAGGUAUGGAGGAGAAAGUGGACUCCAGUACAGACGGCUCGUGUUUGGUAUCCGCACAGGAGAUUGAAAAGUGGAUGGAAGAGGCGAUGCGAAUGGCCAAAGAAGCACUUGAAAAUACUGAAGUUCCUGUUGGCUGCCUUAUGGUCUAUAACAAUGAAGUUGUGGGGAAGGGAAGAAAUGAAGUGAAUCAAACAAAAAAUGCUACUCGACAUGCGGAAAUGGUGGCCAUUGAUCAGGUCCUAGAGUGGUGUCGUGCACGUGGCCUGGGUCCUUCUGCAGUAUUUGAACACACUGUGCUGUACGUCACUGUGGAGCCAUGCAUCAUGUGUGCGGCCGCUCUCCGCCUCAUGAAAAUCCCGCUGGUCGUCUACGGCUGUCAGAAUGAACGGUUUGGUGGAUGUGGUUCCGUCCUAAACAUUGCCUCUGCCGACCUACCUAAUACUGGGAAACCAUUUAAGUGCAUCCCCGGGUACCGUGCUGAGGAAGCCGUGGAGCUCCUAAAGACCUUCUACAAACAGGAAAACCCAAAUGCACCAAAAUCAAAAGUUCGGAAAAAGGAUUGUCAGAAAUCCUGAUGCUGUCCUGCUAAAAGACUGAUGCCCUUCGGAGACCUGACAGAAUUCCCAACUGAGAGCCGUCAGCAUUGCUGGUCAUGUUUAUAUGUUGUUGUUACGGGGUGGGAAAAUGGUGUCUCUGGUCAUUUGCUCUCUUAAGGGAACAAAUUAGCCCUUUUUAAAGAAUCUGACAGAUGUAAACAACUAUUAGCUCUCCACCAAGCUGAAAGACUGUUUUGGGAAGGGAGAAGAUUAAGGUUUGAGGUCACAGAGAUCAGCAAACAGUGCCAGGGCCCCAUUCAGCCACAGCUUGAACCCUGUCAGAAGGAAGCUCUUCCUAACUACAGAGAUGGCUGAGUGCUUGCCAUGUAGGCAUGAGGCCUGGGCCUCCAGCACCCACCAAUGCCAGGUGGGUUUGGUGGCCUGCCUGUAAUUCCAGAGCUUGUAAGGCAGAG
Messenger RNA from Acomys russatus (golden spiny mouse), 1103 nucleotides. It is a transcript of the gene Adat2, whose product is annotated as adenosine deaminase tRNA specific 2. The coding region runs from base 100 to 669 and encodes 189 amino acids. Gene Ontology annotation, molecular function: tRNA-specific adenosine-34 deaminase activity; zinc ion binding. Gene Ontology annotation, biological process: tRNA wobble adenosine to inosine editing. Gene Ontology annotation, cellular component: nucleus; cytoplasm. The transcript is spliced from 6 exons. The record is from RefSeq and is a predicted model, not a curated record. NCBI's taxonomy places the organism in Eukaryota, Metazoa, Chordata, Mammalia, Rodentia, Muridae.